CUGUCAGAUCAUAGCUUGGAAAAUAUCUGCUGUUUUCUCACGAUCUGUAUUUAACACAAAACAAAAUCAAGUAUGACUUGUUGAUUUCAGAGUGCAAUAGAGGAUCCUGUGAGGAGAAUGGGGGAAAUCUGAGCACAAAUCAAUGAGAGAUGCCAAGUGGCAUGAACUUGCUACAGCGUGCAGAAGAAAGAAUGCAUAAGAAUUAGCUGGAUUUUUAUGAAUUUGGUCUUGACAUCUUUCAGAUUCUGCAGCAAUUAAACAUUGGAAAGAUGCUAUUCUGGAGGAUACCAGUUUUCUAUACCCUUAUGAUUGUCAUAGAAUCUUCCCCGAGUUCUGUGGACUUUAAUUUUGGCUCUCUCACCCAUUCACUUAUUCACAGCAAAGAUGGCAAAGAAGAGAAGAAUGCAGAAAGAGUGCUGCUUAGGCAGAAACGGCAAGCUGCUACACUAGGCAACAUACCUACAGCAUACACCAUUGGUAUUGAGAUAAGCUUUGCAGAAACUUCACCCCAGGAGGCCAUCAGAAGCCAUCUAAAGAACCUGAGCUUUCCCCUUGUGGUAAAUCUCCCAAAUUCAGCUACAAACAUUUCAAGUAUUACUGUUUCCACAGUGUGCAACUCAACUGGCAACAAUAGCGCUCAUUGUUACUGUGAGCCUGGCUAUGGGUGGCCUGCCGAGGCAUGCAACACUAAUGCAGUUUGCCACAAUACUGUUGUAGCACCAGAAGACAACUGCCAUUGUAUUGCACAGCUGCCUCCUCUUGGAACCUAUUGCCAACUUCAAUCUGAAGAUAUUCCUCUCCUAAACAGAGAAAUUAGAAUGUCUGUCCGACUCAACAUAGCCUUUAAGGAUGAUCUUAGAAAUCCGUCCUCUAUGUUACAUAAGCAAUAUAAACAUGAUCUGGAGAAAGCGUUUACUGAGGGCUACAAACGUUUACCUGGCUUCAAAUAUGCAAUUGUUACAGGGUUCAGGCCUGGAAGCAUUGGAGUUACGUAUUCAAUUUUAUAUGAAGGAACAUCAACAGAGCCAAUUAUAAAUGCAAGUACAGAUGUAGCUGCAGCCUUAAAUGCAACCUACAAAAUAGAUAACACUUCGUUUGAAAUACAUUCAGAAGUCAUCAGAGGUCAAACAAAUUUCUCCUUUUCCCCAAAAAACAUUUUCAAAGGGGAUACGGUAAUGAUGAAAUGUGAGUCAAAAUCGGCUUCAACCAAUGUGACGUGGCAUGUUCCAGGCUCCAACAGCACCAGGCAUACUAUAACUAGCGAAAUAGUGAAUGGAAUGGCGGUGUCAAGACUGAAAAUUACAAGCAUUACAUGGAAUGAGGCCGGUAAUUAUAGUUGCACUUUUACAGAAUGGAAUAAUAAGACAUUUGUCAUGUACCAAGCUGAGCAGAAGAUAGAAAUCUCUCCAAUCCAAAUUGUGCCAUCAAACGAUGUUGUGAUUGUGUGCAAUGGGGAAACAAAAGAACUGAGCUGCUGCACGGACAGAGAGAUUGACAUAUUCCAUCCUUACUGGAGACCAAAUGGAGCAAUAAAUAUUUCAGGAACCAUUAAUGACUCUCACAACUGUACUCAAUACCUGCUCCAGGCAAAUGUGACUGACUGCCCAGCAGAAAGGUCUGGGACCACAACAGCAUACACCUGUGAGUUGAGCACUGCCGAAGGUGCUCGCAACAGCAAAGUCAUCAACGUGACCUAUAUAGUGGCAGCACAUGUAAACAUCAUGUCUAGCACCAAUGGAAUAGUUUCUGAGGGACACCCGUUCUCUCUAAGUUGCAAAAGUAAUGUGAACAAUCAUGACGACGUCACUUGGGAAAUCCAGGCUCAAAACAUUACUAGGAACGUGGACAGGAUCUGGUACACCACCACGGAGACUGAAACAGGAGUAGAGUCUGUCCUAACUGUACACAGUGCUAACCAGCGCUGGAAUGGGAUCUACAUUUGCACCUUCUUCCAAAAUGUUGUGAACAGCUCUGCAAACACGAUAAUGAAAGUCUUUCCUCUGCCGCUGAAAAAUGAUAUCAUCAGAAGUCCGGUCGAAGCAGACUUCACUUGUCCAGGGGCUGAGGUUCUGAAGUGCUGCACAAGCAAGAGGGGAAAUUACACAGUGAAGUUCAAUAUCCCACAAAUGAAUAUUAUGGCAGAGAGCAGAGAGAAAGACAACGCCAACUGCUACAACUACACAGUGGUUAAUCACUGCAGUUCUACAGGCCAUGUUUUACAGGCAUACUGUGAGUUCACUAAUGAAAUUGGUAGCAGUGUCCAGAGUUCACCUAUGAUCCUACACAUUGUGUCAGCGAAGGAUGUAAGUUGCAAUUGCUCAGAAAUUGGUGUUGGAAAGAAUGGAACUGUGGUCACAAAGCCUUGCUUGCAACAGGCCAACAACCUUGUCAAAGGAGACAUCACCUAUCUGUGUGACAGUUCAAAAUGGAGAGUUGCUAGAAACAACUGCCUGUCUGUCGAAAUUAAUAACCUUUUCAGUUCUGCUGAGUCCUUGGCGUCCAGUCCUGAUUCAGUGCAGGAGUUGCCUGAAUACCUUAGACGUCUGAAUAGCACUGUGAAGAAGGAACAGCAAGAUAUAAAGAAUUCAACUGCAAACCUGAAAGCUGUUGUUGAGAUCCUGAAUUUGAUUUCAGUCAUACCAGCAGAUGCAAAGCAGGAGACCAUGGAAGAUUUUUUGUCUACAGUGGACACUGUUAUCAGUAGUCCAGCAGGAACCUGGAAAGAUUUUACGAAUGGGAGCUCUCAGUUAUUAGAUUCAGUGGAGAAAUUUGCGAGGUCCCUCCAACCUAUUGACAACAUCAUUCCACCUAUCAGCUAUGACAGCCUCCAGCUCAAAGGUGUAGUCAUUAAUAAAAGCAAUCUUUCUGAUUAUGACAAGAGCUUUUCAUUCUCCAAACCCUCAAGUCUCGGUGGCAGUGUGCUCAUUGAUGAAGCUAAAAUAAGGACCUUGAACUCAAACUCUACCAUCAUUAGCGUGGCUUACUCAGCUCUCAGCCAUAUUAUUCCAUUGAACAAUGAUACAGAUGAACUGGUAGUCAAUGGUUUGGUAAUCUCAACCACAGUGGAUACUCAUAGCAUCUUGGGAGGAGAUUUCCACAUCAAUAUGACAUUUACGAAGAGUGACAGAUCCUUGGAAAAUCCCCGAUGUGUCUUUUGGAAUUUCAGUUUUGCAGGGGAUAAAGGAGGCUGGGAUGAAACUGGCUGUGAAAGCAAAGUCAGUGGGGACAAUGUCAUUUGCUUCUGUAAUCACUUGACUUCAUUCUCCAUUUUGAUGUCUCCCAGGAAUGUGAACUCGGUGUCCUUGGACUAUAUAUCUUAUAUUGGUGUGAGCAUUUCGAUACUGAGCCUGGUAGUCUGCAUUGUGAUAGAAGCUGUUGUGUGGAAACCAGUAACCAAAACAAGAAUCUCCUACAUGCGCCAUGUCUGUAUGCUGAACAUUGCAGUUUCUCUCCUGAUUGCGGACAUCUGGUUCAUUUUUGUUGCAGUAAUACAUGACCAAGGUGCCAGCAUGGAUCCAAAAAUCUGCACAGCCGCAGCAUUUUUCAUUCACUUUUUCUACCUUUGUGUCUUCUUUUGGAUGCUCACCUUGGGCUUUAUGCUCUUCUACCACUUGUUCUUCAUUUUCCAUAAUACAAGCAAGACCAUCAUGAAAGCUGUAGGCUUCUGCUUGGGAUACGGUUGCCCUCUAGUUAUAUCAGUCAUCACAAUAGCCAUCACUUAUCCACAGAAAUCUUACACAAGUUUAACCAAAAACCUCUGCUUACUCAACUGGGAACCUAGCAGAGCUCUCUUGGCUUUAGUAAUUCCUGCUAUAGUCAUUGUUGUUGUUAAUGCUGCUAUUACCAUUGUGGUCAUAGCAAAAAUACGAAGACGAUCCAUUGGGGAAAACUCAAAAAAUGAAGAAAAGAGCUCAUUGUAUCGGAUUGCCAAGAGCAUUUGUGUUCUGACACCACUAUUAGGUCUCACCUGGGGAUUUGGCUUCGCAGUUGUUUUCUCAAAAAGCCCAGACAUAUUCCAUUGGUUAUUUACCAUCCUUAAUUCCUUUCAGGGGUUAUUCAUUCUGUUAUUUGGAACUCUCUGGGACAGGAAGGUUCGUGAGGCCUUUGGGAAUAAGUGUUGCCCAUCCCGGUGGAAUUCACAACAAUCAAAGUCAACAUCCCAAGGCAUGUCAGCAGCUAUGCUUUCCAUCGGAUCUCCUUUCUCAAGAACAUUAAACAACUUGUUUGGCAAAACAGGGAGAUAUGAAGUCUCUUCAACAGAACCAACAUUUUCAACUUCUGAAAGCACUUCAAAAGCAUAUUCUUUACUCUCUUGAGAAUGUUAACCUAUGCACGUUUGAAAGGUCUCUGGGUCUUCUUUGUUUUGUUUUUCCUGAGCAAGCAAUAAUCAGAAAAAGAAUAUGUGAAUAAUGAAACUGUUGCAUUUGCAUAGACUGUAAAGUACUGUGGCAUAUUUGUUUAUUUCUCCAAUGCACCAUCUGAUGUCUGAAAGAUUAAUUUUAAUAAGGCCUUUAUGCUAGAAGAAAUGUAAUCCAGUGCUGUAAGAUGCUGAAUAUACUCCUGUCCCACAGUACUGGUAAACCUUCACUGCACAGUCAUGUUGGUCCCAUCCUUUGAAAGUUGAGGACAAGUGGUUGUGCUUAACCGCUGAUGGCCCUGGAACACGGGGAGGAUACAAAUCCCAAUCACACCAAAGAUGCAUCCAGACCAUUCAAUGAGUUCAAAUAAGCAUUGUUUAUGUGAAACUGCCUUGCUGGAUUGGGGCCUUUUAUGUAUGUUUCCCCCUAACAUUUUAAGUAAUGUCAUCUUGGUGCCCUUUUCAGUCUUGUAAACUAUUGUCUGUACAAACAGAAGCACUUUAUUUUUGCACUAUAGAAGACUUUCCAGUUAUACUGUUUGCUUUACUAAAAUGAAAGAAAAAAAAGUCUCUCUUUUCUGUAUAUAUGUAAAUAUAAAUAUAUAUAUAUAUAUAUAUAUAUACACCAAUAAAUAUUUAUGAUGCCUAAUACAAUCUUUGUGUUUAAACAUAAAAUGUGUCCCACCUUCCA
Messenger RNA from Hemicordylus capensis (graceful crag lizard), 5048 nucleotides. It is a transcript of the gene ADGRF5, whose product is annotated as adhesion G protein-coupled receptor F5. The transcript is spliced from 21 exons. Gene Ontology annotation, cellular component: membrane. Gene Ontology annotation, biological process: G protein-coupled receptor signaling pathway; cell surface receptor signaling pathway. The coding region runs from base 270 to 4316 and encodes 1348 amino acids. NCBI's taxonomy places the organism in Eukaryota, Metazoa, Chordata, Lepidosauria, Squamata, Cordylidae. The record is from RefSeq and is a predicted model, not a curated record. Gene Ontology annotation, molecular function: G protein-coupled receptor activity.